Messenger RNA from Hyalella azteca, 3387 nucleotides. RefSeq lists its product as uncharacterized. The coding region runs from base 130 to 2448 and encodes 772 amino acids. Gene Ontology annotation, cellular component: Z disc; nucleus. The transcript has 10 exons. NCBI's taxonomy places the organism in Eukaryota, Metazoa, Arthropoda, Malacostraca, Amphipoda, Hyalellidae. The record is from RefSeq and is a predicted model, not a curated record. Gene Ontology annotation, molecular function: zinc ion binding; transcription coregulator activity.
ACAUUGUUGACUUAACUAUUUUUCGCUUCAAUAAAUUAGAGGAUCAAGCUGUGUUGUUAGAAAUGAAAACAGGAGCAAGAGAACGCAGAGGAGAACAAGGCCGGGCAGGAGAAAGGGUGAUCGCUCAAUAUGUGCCCUCUGCGCUCUCAGGUGAGCCUCAACCGCGACAAGAAUUUUUCCUUUCUGCGUCGGUCGGAGAGCCUCCACGACAACAAAGAUAGUGAGCCUGAUAGAGUGAAAAACUUGCGACGAAAGAACAGUGAACGCAGAAGACAACGGAGCAGCAGAGAUGAUGUACAAGAGACCGCGUCACAUCACAGCGCCGCGACAGACGAUGAUGCAUUACUGGACAGACUCUCUGCGCCUCCUUCAGGAUUUGCAGCGUCGCUUGCAGCCACCCUGUCGCCGCUGUCGUCCUUCGUGUCGUCUUAUUCGCCCAGGAUGCCCAGACGAGGGUCGCCCACCUCAACGGAUUCGCCGAAUAAAUCUUCUGACGCCGACGAUCGCGAAACUUGCGCGGCGCGAGCGGCGUCACCUGCGAAAUCGACCAGGCGUUUCAUGAAGAGUGAAACACAACUCAACAAAUCCAUUAAGCCGCAUCGAACCAAGUCUCUCACACUCAAAAUGAGCAAAACUAGCGCGCCGGAGAGCGACUGUAGCACGAAUAAUCUGCCACCGGAACCUCUUUUAAUAGACGACUACACCGCCAGACAAAAGGAACUAUCGAGGCACACCAAGACUCGUGGAAAAAUCCCGAAGAAACUUCCUCCUCUGCAGGAGAGCCAAUCUUGUCCCCAGCCUGAGCCUGACGCCUACAGCGUCUCCCAACCCCUCCCACAGCCCCAUGCCCUUCCUCCUGCUGGGGCAAAAGCUACUCACGGGAAAACCUUCUAUGAAAAAGAGCGUCCGCGAGUCGAGUCUCCAUAUGGUACGCAGCACGAGAAGACAUGUCAGAGCUGCAAGUGCACGCGGGAGCUGCACGACGUGUACCACGAAGACUGGGUCAGCGUCAAAGAGAGGCUCGGACUCGCCGACAAUGCCAGUAACCGCGAGCGCUGCCUGCAGGAGGGCUACUCGUGGGUGCCUCCUGGCCUCACCAGCGAGCAGAUCUACGACUACAUGAGCAUGCUGCCGGGCCACAAGGUGCCGCGUAUCAGCACCCCGGGCGAGAAGUACAGGGAGCGACAGCUGAUGCUGCAGCUGCCUAAGCAGGACCUGGCGCUCGCCUACACGCGCCACGUCGACCCCCUCCACCACACCUCCUACAGGGACUUCGUCAGCGCCCGCAACGACAUCUCCCUCGACAUCGGCGUCGUCAAGCACCGCAUCCCCUACGAGGCGAACUGUCGUGGGUGCAGCAUGAAGAUGCCAGAGGGCAGCGUGGUGGUCGUGGCCCCACGUCUGGGUGACUACGUGGCGUGGCACCCCGCGUGCUUCACGUGCAACACGUGCAACGAGCUGCUCGUGGAUCUCGUGUACUGCGUGUGGGAGGACGGCGUGCACUGCGGCAGACACUACGCCGAGAAGCUCAAGCCUCGCUGCGCUGCCUGUGAUGAGCUCAUUUUCAGCGGCGAGUACACGAAGGCGAUGUCGAAGGACUGGCACACCGAGCACUUCUGCUGCUGGCAGUGCGACGAGAGCUUAACGGGCCAGCGCUACGUGCUCAAGGAUGACCAUCCAUACUGCACCAAGUGCUAUGAGGCCGUCUUCGCCAACACCUGCGAUGACUGCAACCAGGUCAUCGGCAUCGACUCGAAGGAUUUGUCAUACAAGGACAAACACUGGCACGAGAAGUGCUUCUUGUGCCAGAAGUGUCAGGUGUCUCUGGUAGACAAGCAGUUCGGCAGCAAGAUGGAGAAGAUAUACUGCGGUCCUUGCUACGACUCGCAGUUCGCCACGCGCUGCGACGGCUGCGGCGAGAUCUUCAGAGCAGGUAACAAGAAGAUGGAGUACAAGGCCCGGCAGUGGCAUGAGAAGUGCUUCUGCUGCUGCGUGUGCAAGACGGCCAUCGGCACGAGGAGCUUCAUACCGCGGGAGCAGGAGAUAUACUGCACGGGCUGCUACGAGGAGAAGUUUGCUACGCGCUGCAUCAAGUGUAACAAGAUCAUCACGUCGGGCGGCGUGACGUACAAGAACGAGCCGUGGCACCGCGAGUGCUUCACGUGCACGAACUGCAGCGCUUCACUGGCGGGGCAGCGCUUCACUUCGCGCGACGACAAGCCGUACUGCGCUGAAUGCUUCGGCGACCUCUUCGCCAAGCGCUGCACUGCCUGCACCAAGCCAAUCACAGGCAUCGGCGGCACGCGCUUCAUCUCGUUCGAGGAUCGUCACUGGCACAACGACUGCUUCAUCUGCGCCAUGUGCAAAGGCUCGCUCGUGGGCAAAGGCUUCAUCACGGACGGCAGCGACAUCUUGUGCCCAGAAUGCGCCAAGCAGAAGCUUAUGUAAAGCUUUUUGUCAGCCGCAAUCUCUCUCUCCUCAUCGAGACGAUUUAUAUACUUCGAUCGUUAAACUUAGCUGGCGAAUAAUACGUCUCAGGCAACAACAUCCUAACCAACGGAGGGCUUCUGAUAGAGAUAGAUGUCGAGAUGUAACUCAGAUAUACCUAUACCAGAAAGUGCACUUCAUUUAUUCUAGACGGUUGGUUCCUUCACGAUAUCACUGCGGAAGAAAUACUGCCAGUUGCUUUGUUUUGUACUGAAACGCGCUUUUAUGAAAGCUUUUCUAAGGUAGGCGCGUCAGCUUCAUGUUUUCUAGUACGCAUUAGUUCCAUCUCACCGAAUUUGAAUGCUAGAACGGAAGAGCCUUAAACACUUUGCUCUAGGAGACGCCCCAGCUUUGAGCGUUGUAGGGGUGAACCACAUGACGUGGAGAUGUUGACCUACACGCCCAGCGCAUAUUCUCGAAUGUUGAAAGUAGUAAUGACAGCUUAUGUGUGCGUCGGUAUGCCUGUUGCCUUCUAUGUCAAUUCAUUAUUAAGCUUGGCAAAUGAAGUUGCCUUAUUAGCAUAGGUCGAAAGGGCACCCUGAUCUUCUUAGAUUUAGUUGGAGCGCCUGAAGAGUUGAACCAGUUUCUUUUUCUCGCUCACUCGCUAAUUUCUGCCAGAAAUUUCGCUCCGAUCUUCUUGCGAGCAGCGGCUUAACUUGGGUUCUGAACUAUGGCCUUCUGAAUCAUAAUGGUUAGUCUUCUUCCCAAUUUCUUAGUUGUUUUACCGAAGUAAAACCUACAUAAUUAUUAGGUUUGUAUGCCUUAGUUCUUGAAUAUAUUAAAGAAGCUCGAUGGAAGAUGCGGGAGUUUCUUAGGGCUGGAGACUUCCACUAUCUUCUAUCGUUGCCCGUGCCUGUGAAUGCACAGUUGCAGGUGCUGUGCCAGUUACUGCAGUUGCAG